This is a messenger RNA of Suillus paluster, 986 nucleotides long. RefSeq names its product Pex12 amino terminal region-domain-containing protein. The record is from RefSeq and is a predicted model, not a curated record. Gene Ontology annotation, biological process: protein import into peroxisome matrix. Lineage: Eukaryota; Fungi; Basidiomycota; Agaricomycetes; Boletales; Suillaceae. Bases 23 to 952 code for a protein of 309 amino acids. Gene Ontology annotation, molecular function: zinc ion binding. The transcript has 5 exons. Gene Ontology annotation, cellular component: peroxisomal membrane.
CCGCGCUCCGAGUUUGCUGAACAUGUCUGCAUCGUCAUCACACCUGCCUGCAUUUCCCGAGGCUCAGCAGGCUCAAAUAAUUAGGGCGAACCAGAGAGACUUGUUUCACGUGUCAUCGUUGAGGGAGCAGGCAGAGUCGGUCCUGCGAUCGUGGCUUGGUACAAGGUGGCUCACGCGAUGGGACAAAGAGGUCGAGCUAGCCGUGAAACUCAUGUAUUACGGACUAUCCGUUGGUCGAGUCGUUCAGACACUUGGGGAGGAGUAUACAGAUAUCUGGGAAUACUCUUCUGAUGGAAGAGCACCGUCGCAUUCUCUCAGAGCGGCGCUGAUUCUCCUCCCGACGCUUCCCGCGUAUAUUCUUACGCGCUGGGGUUCCCAGAUAGGUGCACUGAGCCCGAGAGUAGAUGAAUUGCUCAAAGCGCUGCAGGUAUGUUUGGAAGUAGCGACGGAGAUCAACCUGGCGGUGUUUUAUCUCCGGGGCACGUACUAUGAUUUAGUGAAGAGGCUGUUAGGGAUACGGCAUUCAUAUUCACUACUUGGCAUACUCAUCGCGAUACGUCUCCUCCAUCGCCUCAUUACAUUUUCGCGCAGUAGGAGUCAAGCGACUUCGGAGAAAUUCUCAGGGAAGCGUUCGCUGGACUCAAUGAAUGAGAUGUUCAUUGACGAUCGACCUGUUUCUACCUUGCUCAAUGUCUCUGCUUCCGAGUCCGAGGUGAAGCCAGCGGAAGAGGACGAGAACACAAUAUUAGAUGUCAUGUCGAUACCACAACACCUACGAGCAGGGAGGUCGUGCACACUUUGUUUAGAUGAACGAACCGAUAGCUGUGCAACCGAGUGUGGGCACCUUUUCUGUUGGGGGUGCAUAGUAGGAUGGGGACGGGAGAAGGCAGAGUGUCCGUUGUGUAGACAAGCACUUAGUCUUACGAGGUUGUUGCCGAUUUACAAUCUAUAAUUUUAUGUUGCGGUCUGUUUUGUUACAUUGCUGG